CCGGCCGUAUUUGUAGGUUCCCGGUGCGUGAGGAAUUUGCGGACAACCUAGACAACCCAGAUCCAGUUCCACUACUUUAUCUGCUGGAGAAGGGGAGUGCAACUGAGGAUAUGGGUGAGGGCAAUGGCGUCACUGAGCAAUCUCAAAUGGAGGAUGUAGGAGCAGCAGCCGCAACGCAACAAGUUGGCGACUCUUUGCGAGCUGAAUCUCCAACAAGGUAUGCUCAAUCAACAGGCAGAGUGAAUCCACAAGCCCCCGGUUGGACGAAAAGGCUCCGGCUCGGAAGUGCACCACCUGACUGGGUGCCUUGCCCGUCGAGGAUGAGCGCACUAGAAAUUUCAAUCCGGAAGUAUGUAGAGCAACCUGAUAAGAGCGUCGUUAAACCAGAGCCGGGACUUAGUUUCGAUUCGUUGGGAGAGGCAUAUGAUUUCUAUAACCUAUACUCGUGGGAAGUGGGUUUUGGGAUAAGAUAUGGAAAAAGAAGACUGAACGCUGAGAGGACUAAAAGUAUGCAGGAAAUAGUAUGUGGUUGCUCGGUGAGUACUAGUUUUCAUACAACAAAUAAGCUGAACCAAAUUGCAGAUGUAACAUUUUAUUUGGUUGGUUCAGUGCAUACUGUUUCUUGGAUUAUAAGAGAACACGUGUACUUACAUGUUUGCUUCAUGGCCUGCAGGGAAAACCGGAGACUGGAAACAGUCGGUCGUGUAGAUGUGAGUGCCUAGCUCUGAUAAGGCUAUUGCGUGCAUCCGACAACAGCUGGUACAUCACAGAGCAUCGAGCAAGUCAUAACCAUUCCAUGUCGCUGACAAUGGGAGAAAAAGUGCGCUGGCCAUCUCAUAAGCAUAUAGAUGUUUACACCAAAGACUUGAUAAAGCAGCUGAGGGAAAACAAUGUUAAUCUGGGAAAAGUGUACAUCAUCAUUGGGAGCUUUUUUGGGUCUGUGGAAAAGGUCCCCUUCACGAGGAGGACACUCGGGAAUAUAUGUCGCAAGAUUAGCCAUGAACAGGCUGAAGACGACGUUCGGAAGACACUUCAGGCGUUUGCUGACAUCCGGGCAAAUGACCCCGGAUUCUCCUAUGUGGUGUUAGCCGAGAAAGACAGCAAAGUUAAGAACCUGAUAUGGGCUAACGGGAACAGCAGGAUGCAGUACAAAUUCUUUGGCGACAUUGUGACUUUUGACACCACCUAUAGGACAAACUUAUAUGAUAUGCCAUUUGGCCUAUUUGUCGGAGUCAACAACCACUACCAAAGUAUUAUCUUUGUGGGGGUGUUGAUGCG
Messenger RNA from Triticum aestivum (bread wheat), 1278 nucleotides. RefSeq lists its product as uncharacterized. The record is from RefSeq and is a predicted model, not a curated record. Bases 111 to 722 code for a protein of 203 amino acids. The transcript is spliced from 2 exons. Lineage: Eukaryota; Viridiplantae; Streptophyta; Magnoliopsida; Poales; Poaceae.